GGGACCGAAGGAGCGCGGAUCCCGGUUCUCCGAUCGCAAACUCCGAGCCACAGCUUUCCGCGCGCACCCGAGCCUCUGGCCGCCCGCUCAGCCCGACGCUGAACAGGGGCGCAGCGGGAGCCCGUGCAGGGCGGGCGCGGGGCGGCGGCGGCGGCCGUCCAUGAGGCGUGCUCGGGGCUGCCCGGCGCCGGGAAGCACGCGGGGGCGAGGCGAGGCGGCCGCCGGCCGAUCCGGGACGCGGACCGCCAGGAGUUGGACACCACUCCCAUCUGCGGAAAAUUGGUAACAUCUUAGAGGAGCCCUUGCCUCUUCCCGGACGCCCAGCAUCAUGUUUUCUCAUUUCAUGGGGUCUCUCAGCGUCCUGGGUUCCCUCCUACUGCUUGGACUCCAGCUCGUCUGCCCACAGCCCUCCACUGAACACAGAAAGGUCCCGCAGCGGAUGGCGGCGGCCCAGGGCGUCCCCGAGGACGGCGGCGGCGGCGCCCCGGGCGUGUGGGGCGCCUGGGGGCCCUGGUCCGCCUGCUCGCGUAGCUGCAGCGGCGGCGUGAUGGAGCAGACGCGGCCCUGCCUGCCCGGCUCGUACAGCGCGCGCGGGGCCCUGCGGCCCGGAGCGCCCCCGCGCGCCUUCGCGGGCCACGUGGUGUCGGCAGUGCGCACGUCGGUGCCGCUGCACCGGAGCCGCGACCGCGAGGAGCCGCGCGCCCCCGCCGGCCCCGACGCCAGCCGCCAGGGCCCGGGGCAGCGGGGCAGCCGGCACCCGCAGGCGCGGGGCCGCGACCCCACGGCGGAGAGCAGGAGCAGGACCCGCGGUCCCAUCGGCCCUGGCAAGUAUGGCUACGGGAAGGCCCCGUACAUCUUACCACUGCAGACGGACUCCGCACACUCGCCGCAGAGGCUUCGGAGGCAGAGGCCCCCGUCCCGGCAUUCCAGGACCCAGGGGGCAUCCGGUCCUAGCCACGGCUACGGCCCGCCGGCCCACCGGGCUCCCCAGCAUGGGCCUCUGUACCAGAGUGAUGGUGGCCCUCGUUCUGGACUGCAGACCUCCAAGGCCUCCCUCUACCAGCGGCCCUUGACCCUCGACCAAGGCUUUCCCGCAGCUUCCAGUCUCUUCCACGGCCCGGAAACCAGCAGCAACCAUGGCAUGGGGGCCCCCAGGGCAGCUCAGAGCUUCUCGCAGCCCGCCCGGUCUGCAGCCAUCUCCUGCAUUGGGGCCUAUCGGCAGUACAAGCUGUGCAACACCAAUGUGUGUCCAGAAAGCAGUAGAAGCAUCCGGGAGGUCCAGUGCGCAUCCUACAACAACAAGCCGUUCAUGGGCCGCUUCUAUGAAUGGGAACCAUUUGCAGAAGUAAAGGGCAACCGAAAGUGUGAGUUGAACUGCCAGGCAAUGGGCUACCGCUUCUACGUCCGGCAAGCUGAGAAGGUCAUUGAUGGUACCCCCUGUGACCAGAAUGGCACGGCCAUCUGCGUGUCUGGGCAGUGCAAGAGCAUUGGCUGUGAUGACUACCUGGGCUCGGACAAAGUGGUGGACAAAUGCGGGGUGUGCGGAGGCGACAACACGGGCUGUCAGGUUGUGUCAGGCGUAUUCAAGCACGCCCUCACCAGCCUGGGCUACCACCGAGUGGUCGAGAUUCCCCAAGGAGCCACCAAAAUCAACAUCACCGAGAUGCACAAGAGCAACAACUAUUUGGCUUUGCGAAGUCGUUCUGGCCGCUCCAUCAUCAACGGGAACUGGGCAAUUGACCGGCCGGGAAAAUACGAGGGCGGAGGGACCAUGUUCACCUACAAGCGUCCAAAUGAGAUUUCGAGCACCGCCGGAGAAUCCUUUUUGGCUGAAGGCCCCACGAAUGAGAUCUUGGAUGUCUAUAUGAUACACCAGCAGCCCAACCCAGGAGUCCACUAUGAGUACGUCAUCAUGGGGACCAAUGCCAUCAGCCCACAGGUGCCUCCUCACAGGAGACCAGGGGAGCCCUUCAACGGCCAGCUGGGGACACAUGGGAGGGGCCAGGAGGAGGGAGAAGAGAAAGAGGAAGCUGAGGAGAAGGAAGAUGUGCACGGCGGGGCCCCCGAAGUAUUCACCUCGGAAUCGGCACAGACCUUCCCAGUCAGGCAUCCGGAUGGAUUUUCUUCCCAUCGGCCAGACAAUGUGGUGCCGGCAGCACCACAGCCCCCGCGGCGAAGCCGGGACCACAACUGGAAGCAGCUGGGGACCACAGAAUGCUCCACAAGUUGUGGGAAAGGAUCGCAGUUCCCUAUUUUUCGCUGUGUGCACCGAAACACCCACGAAGAGGUGCCCGAGAGCUACUGCGACUCCAGUAUGAAGCCCACCCCCGAGGAGGAGCCCUGCAACCUGUUCCCUUGCCCAGCCUUCUGGGACAUCGGAGAGUGGUCCGAGUGCAGCAAAACCUGCGGCCUGGGCAUGCAGCAUCGCCAGGUCCUGUGCCGCCAGGUGUACGCCAACCGCAGCCUGACGGUGCAGCCCUACCGCUGCCAACACCUGGAGAAGCCCGAGACCACCAGCACCUGCCAGCUCAAGAUCUGCAGCGAGUGGCAGAUCCGGACGGACUGGACCUCGUGCUCAGUGCCCUGCGGGGUGGGACAGAGGACCCGAGACGUGAAGUGUGUGAGCAACAUCGGGGACGUGGUCGACGAUGAGGAAUGCAACAUGAAGCUCCGGCCGAACGACAUUGAGAACUGUGACAUGGGGCCCUGUGCCAAGAGCUGGUUCCUCACCGAGUGGAGUGAAAGGUGCUCAGCAGAGUGUGGGGCUGGAGUGCGGACACGCUCGGUGGUGUGCAUGACCAACCACAUCAGCAGCCUGCCCCUGGAGGGCUGUGGGAACAACCGACCCACGGAGGCCACGCCAUGUGACAAUGGGCCCUGCACAGGCAAGGUGGAGUGGUUUGCAGGGAGCUGGAGUCAGUGUUCCAUCGAGUGUGGGAGUGGGACCCAACAGAGGGAGGUGAUUUGUGUUAGGAAGAAUGCAGACACCUUUGAAGUGCUGGACCCCUAUGAAUGUUCCUUCCUGGAGAGACCCGCCAGCCAGCAAGCAUGCCACCUCAAGCCUUGCGGGGCCAAGUGGUUUAACACAGAAUGGAGCAUGUGUUCCAAGAGCUGCCAGGGUGGCUUCCGGGUCCGCGAAGUGCGCUGCCUGUCAGAUGACAUGACCCUAAGCAAUCUCUGUGACCCUCAGUUGAAACCAGAAGAGAAAGAAUCGUGUAACCCUCAGGACUGUGUCCCUGAAGUUGAUGAAAACUGCAAGGACAGGUACUACAACUGCAACGUGGUGGUGCAGGCGCGACUCUGCGUCUACAAUUACUACAAGACCGCCUGCUGCGCGUCCUGCACUCGCGGGGCCAACAGGCACGCGGGCUUCCUGGGGAGCAGAUAACACCCCCGCGCCGCGGCAGGAGGGCAGGUCCGGGAGGUGGGGAGCAGGGGGGCUGGCCGGCCGCUGCUCCACCGGGGACUGCCCCCUACCCCCCCGUGCUGCCAGCCGGCGUAGUCACCACCCCCACCUUCGGGAAAGCGUCCACGUGGUGCCCCGGAGCCAAGCCACUGUUGUCCUUUAGCAUCGCCAUAAACCGAUGAUCCCUCCUUGGGAGCCCUGGCACCUGGUGAGGUGCUCUCUGAAAGCCAAGCGGUGGGGGGUGGGGGGGUGCUCGUAGUUCUCCAUCAACUCCCGUGCUAGCACUUUCUAAGUCAGCAAGUCGGGCCCUCAUGCGGCGCUGCCUUGUCGAUGGUGCUUCUGGCCUUUUCAAUAUCGGGGUCCCUCGGAGAGUCGGAAGAGGCGGCUCCCACCCCGGAGCCCCACUUAGCCUUGCUGAGACGCCUGCUUCCCACUGUUACCUCAGCCGGUGGUGCCUAUUUUCAUACACUCAAAGACAUGAGGCUUUUUCCUGCCUUGUGACAUAAAUAUCUCCUGUCAAAGAGUGCUUGAUUAUUUCGCAGGUGUAUUCACAGAUACUAGAUCAGUAGUGGCGCACAAAGUCCUGGAAUGGGAGCCAGGGACUGAAUCAUUAUCCCCAUUUUACCGAGACUCAACUUAAGGAAUUGACCUGCCAGGUAUAUUCACCUGUUCGGUGGCAGGGUUGAGUCCAACCACACAGCUCACCUGCCUAAAAGCCUUAGGUCUACAAGAUGCAGGUUCAUUUCAGACCAAGCGACUGAGAAAUUUCCCACUCAGCAAUCAAAGCCCAGCUCUAGAAUUCUUUCCUCUGGCCAGAGGUCAAGACAGCAUCCUCGGCACUCAGUUGUUUCCCACGUCUCUUUCUGUUUAUCUCUUCCCGACAAGGUCCCGGAUCCUGGUUACAGGACUCUGUGCAGGUUUUGUUAAACCCCAUCCUUAAUGGAAUUGCCCUUGACACAAGAAAGCCACUGGGGUAGCAAGGUGAUGCCUGAAAUUCUGAUUCCGUUCCCCAGGGGAUAUGUGCCCCCCAGGGAACGGCACACCAGGGGGCCCCCAGCCGUGGUGCCUCUCAAGUCUGUGCCCUGGGCUCUCCCACGUCUGCAGCCACCUACCCUGGGCUGGGCGCCACACCUCACCCAGUGGAAUGUCUGACCAACCGGUCUUAGCAUAAAACCUGUGUUUGUAUUAGAAAGAGUCUCCCUUUGGUUUUUCCAGUAUGAUUUAUGGAUUUCUGUUUGUGAUUUCUCAUCCCUCCCUCCCACUACGACUCGCAACCUGUAUCUCACCAUCCAGACUCGAGCACUAAGAUCUGCAUUCAUGCCACUAGCCAGGGAGAGAGGGAGAGGGGCCGUGGGCUCCUUCAGUGACAGCCACAGCGGCUGGGUCGUCCCCGGUGCCCUUCACCUAACUCUGCGUUUCCAGAGGCCUCAGGCUGCAAGGGGGAUGCAGUGCGUAUUGAAAGGUAAACGAUCUGAAAAGUCAAUUAAAAUGAAAGAAUAUGUGUGUGCGUGUGUACACGCACAUGCACAAACAUAUAUAUACAUACAGUUGACCCUUGAACAAUGUGGGGGUUCAGGGUGCCAACCACCCCCUGCACAGUUAAAAAUCCAUGUAUAACUUUUGACUCCCCAAAAAGGUCCUAACAGCCUGCUAUUGACUAGAAGCCUUACCAAGGACAUAAUCAAUCAACACAUAUU
Zalophus californianus (California sea lion) is the source of this 5103-nucleotide messenger RNA. RefSeq names its product thrombospondin type 1 domain containing 4 (gene THSD4). The record is from RefSeq and is a predicted model, not a curated record. Gene Ontology annotation, biological process: extracellular matrix organization. The transcript has 18 exons. Bases 329 to 3388 code for a protein of 1019 amino acids. Gene Ontology annotation, molecular function: metalloendopeptidase activity. Lineage: Eukaryota; Metazoa; Chordata; Mammalia; Carnivora; Otariidae. Gene Ontology annotation, cellular component: extracellular matrix.